Molecule: messenger RNA, 540 nt
Organism: Paramecium tetraurelia
Lineage: Eukaryota; Ciliophora; Oligohymenophorea; Peniculida; Parameciidae
Exons: 2
Source: RefSeq, a predicted model, not a curated record
AUGUAACAACGAUUAAAAACUCACGCAAUCACUGAAGAAGCCAGACAAUCUAGUUCCGACCUUCUCAGUCCCUUACAUGAGAUGUAUUAAAUAAGGAGGAAUGUGAUGAAACUAGAGAAACAACGAACUGAUGAAAGUUGUCAUCGCAAAUCAGAGGAAUUCAUCAAGAGCAUCAGUCAGUCUCAUAGGGAUGUGAUAAUCCCUCAGCAUCUUAAUUUUGAGGAUAAUCUUGAUGGUAGUAGAGCAACCAUCAAUUCCAUUAACUCUGUUGCAUAGCAUUAUGAAAUCAUCAAACCAAACCUUCAUAACAUUGAUUGGAAUAAGGAAAACAAUUAAAAUUAGAGCAAUAAGAAUAAACACCAUUAAAAAUGUGAUUCAAACAAACACAAAACCAAAUAUGUCUAAUUAGAUAAUUAACGUCAAUAAAUUAAUAAAACUAUUCAAUAAAUGUCCAAGUGCAAUCGACAAUUAGCCAUUGUGCUGAAGGCCUAAGUCGACAAAUUAUUCGAUACUAUCAAAACUGACUAUACCUAUGCUUGA